This is a messenger RNA of Amborella trichopoda, 2225 nucleotides long. Lineage: Eukaryota; Viridiplantae; Streptophyta; Magnoliopsida; Amborellales; Amborellaceae. The record is from RefSeq and is a predicted model, not a curated record.
UCAAAAAUACGGUUGCAGAGGAAAUAUUUUUUCUUCACAAUAAAAGAAGUUUAAGUUUCCAAAACCCUAUGCUCUGUGUUUCAGAGGAAGAGAGGUCAAGGUAAAGCGUUAUCUCACUCAUUUUUAAGGCUUUUUGUCGUGGACCUCGUAUUCGAUUUUACCUCAGAAGCCAUUUAUAGGGUUCAUUUCGACCCCUUGGGCAAUUGUUUGAGUUCGCAUUUCUCUUGCAUGGGUUUUCCCAUGCUUCUUGCUUGGAUUUCACCAAAGUUUGGUCGUUUUAGGGUUUUCAUUAUCCAUUCGAGAUAGAUUAGGAUUUUGGCAAGAUGGGCAGUAGAAUGAAGGAGGAUGAGAGGAACGAGAAGAUUAUACGAGGUCUCAUGAAGCUUCCCCCUAAUAGGAGAUGCAUCAACUGUAACAGUCUGGGUCCUCAAUACGUUUGCACUAAUUUCUGGACCUUUGUUUGUACGAAUUGCAGCGGAAUACAUCGUGAGUUUACUCAUCGUGUGAAGUCUGUCUCCAUGUCCAAGUUUACUUCUCAGGAAGUUGAAGCUCUUCAGAGAGGUGGUAAUCAGCGCUCAAGGGAAACCUUUCUAAAGGAUUGGGACCCACAACGAAAUACUGUUCCUGACAGCAGUAAUGUUAAUAAAAUUCGGGAUUUUAUAAAGCAUGUCUAUGUGGAUAGGCGUUAUGCUGGGUUGAGGCCAAGUGAGAAGCCGCCAAGAGAUGUGCAGAGCUAUAAAAAUUAUGAGGACGAUACCAGGCGGGCCAGUUCUUAUCAUUCCUUUUCUCAAAGUCCUCCAUAUGAUUAUCAAUAUGAAGAUCGACUUUAUGGAAAGCAAUCUGGCUCUCUUACUAGAAAGCCUGGCUCAGACAGAGGUGGUUAUGAAGGGAAACUUUCUAGCAUCCUUUGCAGUCCCGGUCGAUCAGAAGGAGACUGGCCUAGGCACGAAGACAGGUUUGCCAAUGAGCUCCCUGGUAUGAGAGUUGGUGAAUUUGGCAGCUCUCCUAUUCACUCUGUAAGGGACAUUGAUGGACAAAUAAGGAAGAUAACCAAGUCAUCAGAGAAUGUUGUCCAAAAUAUGGACAGGUCUACUCACUCACAGAGAACAACAUCUUUGGGCAGCUUUGGAUCCUUUGACAGCAACUCCUUAUCUGCAACUACCGUUAAUUCACCUAAUUUAAUCGAUAUUGGUUCAGAUGCAGAACAGUCUGCUCUACCUCCACAAAUUGGUCAAUCUCCUCCUCCUUUUGGAGCACAAGCUUCAACUCCAAAUGUUCCCAUUGUUCAUGAGCCUUUCAAAGCGACAUUUGUCCAACCACCAAUGAACACCAAGGUUCCAUCUAUAGAUUUAUUUGCUGAUGUCUCUCAUCCUCAAACAUCUAUGGCUCCUGUGGAGCCAAAUCUUUUACCACUUUCUGUUGUCCCGCCUUCAGUGCCUGUUGUAGAAAACGAAGGAUGGGCUACCUUUGAUUUUCCUCAACAGUUCGUAACACCCGCUGCAAAAGAAAAUGCUCCGUUAGUUUUGCUGUCUGGGAAGGAACCCUCUAAAGUAGACCAUGAAGUGGUUUCAUCUGUGAACGCCAACCUGCAGCGGCCUUCAGUUCAAAAUUCAACUACUCAGGGAUCUUUCCCAUCUGUGGUGGAUCAGUGGCCCAGUGUGGGAUACAAUGCUCAAGUACCGAGUGCUCCAACAAGCUCUCAAUCAUGGAGUGCUUUUGAUACUUCGAAAGAUAACUUUUCUUUAGCUUUGUUUGAGAAUAUUCAACAAAAGAGUGAGGUUCAAAUUCAGGUAAAAACUCCAACACCUGGCCAUCAGGACAGUGCUAGAGUAUCUGAGGACAUUAGUAAAGUUGUUACCCUACAACCCUCCAUCAAUAGCAGAAUCCCUGAACCAGGUGUACCAUAUAAUGGUGCUGCCAAUGGAUCUGGAUUCCUUCCAUCAGCAAUGGCUAUGAUGGGACAAAUGCCGUUGCAGUUACAAAGCAAGAAAACUACAAACCCCUUUGACCUUCCCUUUGAUUCUGAAGAAGAAGCUGACAAUACGUUCUUAGACAUGGGCUCCUUGCAAGCAUCACUGCCCAAUCCACCAUUGCCCCCUGCCUUUCUUGGCGGCAUGAAUCCAACUUGGUUUCCUCAGAGUUCGGUUCCGCCGUAUGUGGGUGGUGUACCUCAAGGAAGCAUUGGAUACAUGGCUGGCCAAGUGUCAAACCCUCAGUUGCAGUGA